GACCCUGACCCGACCCACUCUGCCCAAACGCCUCGCGUGGGGCUAGGGUCCGGGUCUGGGUCCCGAUCCGACCCGACUUGCCCAACAAUAUGACGGGCGUUACAGACAUUGUAUGUGAACAUGCAUAUUCGUUGGCGCGGAACUUGGAUCCUGAUAGUGAAGGAAGGGGUGUCUUGCAAUUCAAAACUGGUCUCCUGUCAGUUGUCAAGGAGUUUUACAAGCUAUACAGGGAAAAACACAAAAUAGAUGAGUUACAGGAGGAAGAAUUGAGGUUGAGAGAAUCUGGUGCUUUCAGCGGCAACCUUGGCGAAAGCCUGAAAAGAAAGAGGGUUUUGGCAACAUUGAAAGUUCUUGGAGCGGUUGUUGAACAGCUCAGUAAGGAAGUAUCCCCAGAAGAUGCAGACAAGUUAAUUCCUGAAGAGUUGAAAAGGGUUAUGAAAUCAGAUGCUGCAAUGUCAGAAGAUCUAGUUGCUUAUAACAUUGUGCCAUUGGAUUCUCCAUCUUCAACAAAUAUGAUUGUUUCUUUUCCUGAGGUUAAAGCUGCUAUUUCGGCACUUAGAUACCACAGUGGAUUACCAAAGUUUCCUAAUACCUUCUCUGUGCGAGCAACAAGGACUGCAGACAUACUAGAUCUUUUGCAGCAUGUAUUUGGAUUUCAGAAAGACAAUGUGGGCAAUCAACGUGAGCAUGUUAUUCUCCUGUUGGCUUAUGCACAAAGUCGUCUAGGAAUUCUGGGAGAAAUUGAACCAAAAUUGGAUGAGGCUGCUGUUGACAAGGUCUUCACAAAGUCACUUCAAAACUACAUGAGUUGGUGCAACUAUUUGGGUAUUCAUCCUGCAUGGAACAAUCUGGAUCUCAGCAAGGAGAAGAAGAUAACACUGAUUUCCUUGUGCUUCUUGAUCUGGGGGCAAGCUGCAAACAUCAAAUUCUUGCCUGAGUGGUUAUGUUACAUUUUUCAUCAUGUUUGGGCAGUUCUAAAACCAUGUUUUCUGGCUUUUCUGGAAGUUCCUUUUGAGGAUAAACUCUUGGAUAUAGUUGUUUUUGAUGUACUUCCACCUUCUGAUGGCAAUAGUGGGACUAGGGUUUGUCUUGCAAAGAUACAAAAGAGAAAAAUCCUCUGCGUUGUGGGUUCACUAAGUUGUCUUGCAGGAGCAGGACCUUAAAGUUGAGGACCAGUAAUAAGGCCAAAGUCCAUGACUGGGUCGUUUCAGUAAAUGAUGCCGCUAGGAAUUGAUCGUUAUAGCCACCUGAAGCUCUGAUACCA
Molecule: messenger RNA, 1264 nt
Organism: Nymphaea colorata (pocket water lily)
Lineage: Eukaryota; Viridiplantae; Streptophyta; Magnoliopsida; Nymphaeales; Nymphaeaceae
Product: callose synthase 9-like
Exons: 11
Coding region: 90-1163 (357 amino acids)
Cellular component (GO): plasma membrane
Molecular function (GO): glucosyltransferase activity
Source: RefSeq, a predicted model, not a curated record